AUGGCUAAUGCCGCACUCCCUCCUCAUGAUCGUGCCUAUGGGGUUACUAACAUUAAAAACCACAUCCCUCUCAUCCUGGACAUCGAAGAUCACAACUACGAUGCAUGGCGUGAGCUCUUUCUCACACACUGCCAAAGCUUUGACGCCUCUGGUCAUCUUGACGGCACUCUCUUACCCGCAGAUGACAACGACACGAAGCAAUUCCAAUACACCUUCAAAACUGGCGGUACGUCCAGAGAGAUAUGGCUUCGCAUAGAGAAUUUCUUCAGAAACAACAAGGAAGCUCGCGCAAUCCAGUUAGAUCACAAUCUCAGAACAAAAGAGAUAGGAGACUCCUCUAUUCAUAACUACUGUCAGGACCUAAAGACCACGGCUGAUCUUCUUGCCAACGUCGAGGCUCCGGUCUCUGAACGAACCUUGGUGACUUACAUGCUCAAUGGCCUUAACGCUCGUUAUGAAAACAUCAUCAACGUCAUCAUGCACCAUCAACCAUUUCCAACGUUUGAAGAAGCACGCUCUAUGCUGAUCCUUGAAGAGGAGAGACUCACCAAAACAAAGAAGACAUCUCUGGUUAACAAUGAUUCUUCAUCCUCUGAGAAGAUCCUCAUGGCUGCAGUGACAAAACCAGAUCGCAAAGACCAGGAUCAGCCUCAACAAACUCAUCAGCGCAACAACUAUAGAGGCAGAGGGAGAGGCAACAACAGAGGUCGUGGAUGCAACUAUAACGGUCAAUGUCAACAGUAUCAGCAAUGGAACACUCCCAUGUGGACAAACAACUAUCCAAUGUGGCAGCAACAAUACGUCCCAUGGAACCCGUACCAACAACCUUCACUCAAUCAAGCUGGACUCCUCAGAUCACGUCCUCUCAUGGCGCAGCAACAACAACCGCAAGCUCAGAUGCCACCACAACAAAAAUUUGUACCAACGGUGGACUUUUCUCAAGCUUUCAACACCAUGACUCUCGUUGACCCCUCCGACAAUCAGUGGUACAUGGACUCAGGACCACUUCUCAUCUGUCCAACAGCGCAGGUAAUCUUACCACCACUUUUAAUUUACGCACCAACAAAGCGGUCACCGUUGGUAACGGUAGUAGGAUUCCAGUGA
Brassica napus (rape) is the source of this 1104-nucleotide messenger RNA. RefSeq lists its product as uncharacterized. The transcript has 2 exons. Lineage: Eukaryota; Viridiplantae; Streptophyta; Magnoliopsida; Brassicales; Brassicaceae. The coding region runs from base 1 to 1104 and encodes 367 amino acids. The record is from RefSeq and is a predicted model, not a curated record.